This is a messenger RNA of Electrophorus electricus (electric eel), 2761 nucleotides long. It is a transcript of the gene ahrra, whose product is annotated as aryl-hydrocarbon receptor repressor a. Gene Ontology annotation, cellular component: nucleus; aryl hydrocarbon receptor complex. Gene Ontology annotation, biological process: xenobiotic metabolic process; response to xenobiotic stimulus; regulation of transcription by RNA polymerase II. Gene Ontology annotation, molecular function: protein dimerization activity; nuclear receptor activity; transcription cis-regulatory region binding. Lineage: Eukaryota; Metazoa; Chordata; Actinopteri; Gymnotiformes; Gymnotidae. The record is from RefSeq and is a predicted model, not a curated record.
AUGAUACCACCUGGGGACUGCAUGUAUGCCGGACGGAAGCGGAGGAAGCCUGUACAGAAACACAGAAAACCAGCCCCAGUGACAGAGAAGUCCAACCCGUCGAAGCGGCACCGGGAUCGUCUGAACGCAGAGUUAGAUCGACUGGCGAGCUUGCUGCCCUUCUCGCCCGAAAUCAUCUCCAAACUGGACAAGCUGUCUGUGCUGCGACUCAGUGUCAGUUACCUACGCGUCAAGAGUUUCUUCCAGGCCAAUGAGGAGAAGCCAUCUAGGAAACACAGCCCUGCUGUUCAUGAGGCUAGGAAGGAGAAUGUCUCACAUGUGCCUUAUAUUUCUGAGAGUGAGCUCCUACUCGAGUCUCUAACUGGAUUUGCUCUGGUUGUAAGCAGUGAUGGAAUGGUCUUCUACGCUUCAUCCACCAUAGUGGAUUAUCUGGGCUUCCAUCAGACUGAUGUGAUGCACCAAAAUGUCUUUGACUACAUUCAUGUAGAUGACAGGCAGGAGUUUAGGAGCCAGCUACAUUGGGCCAUGAACCCAUCUCAGCAGGGCUCGGAGCAGCACCUUGCCACAGGAACUGGAGAAGAUAUUGUGCUCAGCAACUUGUUCCACUCCCAGGAGGCAGGUGGCGUUCCUCCAGAGUUUUCUUCUUUCCUUAAUCGUUGUUUCAUCUCGAGAGUCCGCUGUCUCCUGGACAGUACCUCCGGAUUCCUUACAAUGCAAAUCCAAGGGCGUUUGAAGUUCCUGAAUGGCCAGAAGAAGAAGACAACAUCCGGUGUGACUCUUCCCCCUCAGCUCGCUCUGUUCUGUGUGGCAGUGCCUCUCCUCCUGCCCUCCAUCACAGAGAUGAAGAUGAAGAGUGUGAUGCCACGGGGCAAGCACAAAAACAUGGCCCAUAACAUGAAUAUAUCCUUAGAUCACAGUGACAGAGAGGGGACCUUAAGACGGCAGUCAGUGGUGAGUGAAGGGGGAGACUCAGCAUUCCUGAACUGCUCCACACCUGUAGGAAGCUCACGCCUCCAGAGCCCCUGGGCAGCGCUUUCCAAGGACAGCUUCAAGUACAAGAAUGAGGACUACUACAAUCAGGAAGAACCACUUAACUAUAGCCAGGAAGAGACACUCAGCUUCUAUAAAUCCUCUGCUGGGGGCCAGAAAGGUCCACACGGAGAGACCAUGUGGCCUUUGAGAGCCUCUUGUGGGCCUGUCCGUACAGGUCAUGGACUCAGACUGCUACCUGCUGGGAGAACAGGGAGUCAGUAUGGGAAACCCUAUAGAAUGUCCCCCAUUUAUCACAACAGCAGAGCAGAGCUUUAUGUUCCAAAGCUUUACGGAAGUCUUCUGCACCCAGGAGAAAUGGAAGGAAAUUACAUGGAGGGAAUCAAGAGUGAAAAUGGAUGUUAUGAAGGCCACCUGCAAGGCUACGACGAACGUCUAAUGGCUGAGCUGCCAAUCAAGGUAGAGCAGGACUCUGACUCUGAAAAUGGUUGUGACGUUUAUGGCCAGCCCUGGACAGGUCGCGAGCGUUACCCAGACCCGUACGAAAGUAGCCCGCAGCUGAAAGCAGAAGGUGGCUUCUACGAGCAGUAUCCAACAUGCCUAAGGGGCAGGGGGAGUAACGGGCUGUCUUACAGCAGCCACUUUCAGAAUGCCUGUGCUGUAACUGCACGGCCACUAAAGUGUGUCCUCGAUAAAGAUGCAGAAGCUCCCAGCCCCCAGCGCCCAGGUCACCUGGACCCACUGAGCAGUGGCCAAACUACCAGCUGCAUGGAGAGCUAUGCUGUUGGACCAGGAGAGCACAAGGCCUAUAUGCAGCAGGAUUACAAGCUCAGCUAUGAGUUCAAAAGGCAGGGCCUCCUGCAUUCUAUCAAGCGUGAGCCCAUGGACUCACCGCCCUGGCCCGACAGCCAACCGGACCAGCUAAGGCUGGAGAGGAACAUCACGCCAAACUGCAUCAUGAAUGUUGGGCAGUCCAAAGCUAAUCCAUAUAUCUUUAUGCAAUAGAGGAACACCUGCAGGAUACUAUGGGAUGCUGCAGGACCCUUGUCUGUCGAAAUGACAGCUACCUUUAUUCAUCAACAAAGCAGUGUGGCUUAAAUAAAAGCACUAGAACAUCACCGUUUGAUAAAGAAAGUCAUUAGCAACCAAUUUUGAGUUCUCAAGAAAAGUUCACUUUUGUAUACCAUAAUUGUUUGGAAUGUUUAUAACACAUCCUAAAUUUUCUUUACAUGCAAUUUUUCCCAAUAUUCUAGCUGACAGCAUUCAGAGACAUUUGGACGCACAAGUUCGGGACAUUUCAGGACAUGGCUCAGGUUGAAGGCUUAUUUUGUUAUUUCGUAGUAAAGGAGCAAGCAUCUAGCAAUCUCUUAAUGAAAGGAUUUUAUCUUUUUUGUAUGCACUUUUGAUAGAUUAAUAUGAAAUAUUUCUCUGAAUCUCACAUUGUGUCUGUGAUAGUGCUUUAUUUGCCUGACUUAUUUGGUUCUUGAAACAUGAAAGUGUACUGUGAUGUGGAAAAAUGUUUUACAGAUAUCAAGAUUUACACUAAUGUUACCUGUCAAAUACAAAUAUACAUUUAAUUCAGUUACCAUCUGUCACAUACUCACUUUCAAAUAAUAUUUCAGGCAUAAAAUAUUUCAGGUAAAUUUAAAAGGUACUAAAGGAUUUUUAUAUUGUUUGUUAUUUAAUAUAAUGAUGGAUGGAAACUUUGGACAGACAAGUCCUUACUCCAGUGUAUAUAAAUUAUAUAAACAAAGGGUAAACAAAGGGUUAA